This is a messenger RNA of Acromyrmex echinatior (Panamanian leafcutter ant), 742 nucleotides long. Its product is annotated as zinc finger SWIM domain-containing protein 7-like. Gene Ontology annotation, biological process: double-strand break repair via homologous recombination. Gene Ontology annotation, molecular function: zinc ion binding. NCBI's taxonomy places the organism in Eukaryota, Metazoa, Arthropoda, Insecta, Hymenoptera, Formicidae. The record is from RefSeq and is a predicted model, not a curated record. Gene Ontology annotation, cellular component: Shu complex.
UUCAAUUAACAGCAGUUAACAGACUUCUUUACGAUUGUCAGAUGAUAUUCCUCUUCCAUUUAUUUGUGAUUUGACAAAGACUUUGAUAAAGACAAGUUCGAAUCGUAUUUCAAAAGCAUAUUGGAUAGGAGAUAUUAUAUGAUAACGAAUGAGCAUUUUGGUUUCGGGAAAAAUUCAAAUACGGAACCGUAACCUCCAUUUACUACAUGAAUUCAUAUCAACAGGUAGUAAAUACCGGCUCUCAACCGCCUACUGUGUACGAUCAGAAGUAUGUAGAUUUCGUGGAUAACGUACUGAAGGAAGUAGCCGACGAUUUUGAGAGAGAGAAAAAAUUCUCCGAUCAAAAUCUAUUGAAACUACACAAGUUGUUUGAUGGAGUAUUUGAAAGAGCCUUAGAUUUGUACGAGCAACAACGAGUGACACAAAUUUCUACAUCCAAUACGAUUAUAACAGAGCCGUGCAAAGGGAUUAACGAGGCCAGCUGGUUAAUGCAAGUUAAAGGGCAUUCUGGAGCAUUGUACACACUUUUUCCAGAAAUAAAUUAUUGUACUUGCGCUGCUUUCAGACAUCAGGUUCUAACAGAUCGGUCUGCUUUUACAUGUAAACAUGUUUUGGCAACUUGGCUAGCCAGUAUUGACAAUGAGAAGCUGUUACAUCAGCAAUUAACACAAAAGCAGUUUAAUAAUUUAUUGUUACAUCAGGCUUCAAACAAAUAUGAUCCCCUCUAAUACAGAAGACUACA